AUGAGAGCUCUUCAAUCGAGAUUCUUCUUCUUCCUCUUCUUCUCGAUCUCUGUAUAUUGCUUCUGUAUCCCCGUUGGUGGCGCGAAACUGAAUCGGUUUAAUAGUGAAGUUGACGAGAUUCAUCGAAGAAUUCUUCAUCAGCCGCUUUUUCCAGAUACUUCUACUCCACCACCCGAUUUCGAGUCGACACUCUCUCCUCCUAUACCUCCGGACUCUCCCGAUCAGCCAUUUUUCCCGGAGAAUCCGACUACGCCUGACCAGAGUCAGUAUCCUCCUCCGCCUCCUCCUACUAUCGCCUCCGACAAUGGCGGAUUACCGAUACCGACGGCUACUACUCAACCGACGAAACAUGGGAAAAAAGCUGCGAUCGUCAUUUCUGUUGGAAUUGUCACGCUAGGUAUGUUUUCUGCUCUAGCUUUCUUCCUGUAUCGGCAUAAAACAAAGCACGCGAGCGAGACUCAGAAACUCGUUAGUGGAGGAGGAGGCGAUGGCGGUUCACGGAGAUUCCAGGAAGAUCCGAGACCACCGACGUCGUCUACAUUUCUCUACAUGGGAACUGUUGAACCGAGCCGUGACUCAGUGAGCGAGCCUAAUGGCACGAGUAGUGUACCGGUCAAUUCGUCUCCGUACCGGAAAUUGAAUUCGGCUAAGAGAUCGGAUCGCUAUCGGCCUAGCCCGGAGCUUCAACCGCUUCCGCCGUUAGCUAAGCCCCAACCGUCUGACAACUCCCCGUCGGCGUUAUCUCCUUCUUCAUCAUCUACCGACGGGGAAUGCCGUGACACAGAGUUUUACACGCCGCAUGGAUCUGCGAUUAGCAGCGAUGACGGCUACUACACGUUAUUUAAUCGGUCCGGCAACAGCAACGGAUCAAUUCCUCACUCGAAGAGGACAUCUCCGAGGUCCAAGUUUAGUUCAUCAGCGACGGCUGGAACGGCGGCAUCUAGGUCGCCGGAGAUGAAGCACGUAAUCAUCCCGUCGAUAAAGCAGAAAACGCCGCCAGUCCAACCUCCACCUCUAAGGGGCUUGGAAAGUGAUGAACAAGUUCUUCCGUAUUCACAGAACAAGCCUAAGUUCUCGCAGCCACCUCCGCCUCCGAACAGAGCCGCGUUUCAGGCGAUAACGCAGGAUAAGUCUCCUCGCAGCUCACGAGUUUCUCCACGGCGGUCUCCUCCUCCACUCCAUACGCCACCUCCACCACUCCAUACGCCACCUCCACCACCUCCUCCACCUCCUCUGAUACGGGCGAGAGAUUACCAAUACCAGAUACCACGAAAACUCGGCAUUUCCGAAGCAACCAAUCCGAUAAAGUCAGAGGAUCCUUCAAGAAAAGAAACAUUCAAGACUCCAAGUCCUCAAUCGAAAGCUGUUGAACAGGUCAAGAGUGAAGCAGCCGGCUCUGUUGAGAAAACAGGAGACGGGGACACGGAUCCAAGCAAGCCAAAGUUAAAGCCACUCCACUGGGACAAAGUACGCGCGAGCUCCGAUCGAGCCACCGUUUGGGACCAGCUCAAAUCAAGCUCAUUCCAAUUAAACGAGGAUAGGAUGGAGCAUCUGUUUGGUUGCAAUUCGGGAAGUUCAGCUCCAAAAGAACCUGUGAGAAGGUCAUUGAUUCCUCCAGCUGAGAAUGAGAACAGAGUGCUUGAUCCAAAGAAAUCGCAGAACAUCGCAAUCCUCUUACGAGCACUGAAUGUUACACGUGAAGAGGUGUCAGAGGCUCUUUUAGAUGGUAAUCCGGAGAGCUUAGGUGCAGAGCUUCUAGAGACAUUGGUGAAGAUGGCUCCAACAAAGGAAGAAGAGAUAAAACUCCGAGAGUACUCUGGUGAUGUGUCGAAACUAGGAACAGCUGAAAGAUUCCUCAAAACCAUUCUCGAUAUCCCUUUCGCUUUCAGAAGAGUAGAAGCAAUGUUGUAUAGAGCCAACUUUGAUGCUGAAGUCAAGUAUCUAAGGAACUCUUUUCAAACGCUAGAGGAAGCGAGCUUAGAACUAAAGGCAAGCAGGCUAUUCCUAAAACUCCUUGAGGCUGUUCUAAUGACGGGUAAUCGAAUGAACGUUGGCACUAAUCGCGGUGAUGCGAAAGCCUUCAAGCUCGAUACACUUUUAAAGCUCGUAGACAUAAAAGGAGUCGAUGGCAAAACCACACUGCUUCACUUUGUCGUCCAAGAACUCACAAGAUCCGAGGUCACAACAACAACAACCGACGAAACCAUCCUCCCUGGAAACAAAGACGGUUUCAGAAAGCAAGGGCUACAAGUGGUUUCCGGACUCAGUAGAGAUCUUGCCAACGUGAAGAAAUCAGCAGGAAUGGAUUCCGAUGUCCUCAGUGGUUACGUUAAGAAGCUCGAAACGGGUCUUGACAAACUCCGAUCGUUUCUCAAGACAGAGACAACAACAGCUGCAGCGAGUCAAGGGAAGUUCUUUGAUUCGAUGAAAACGUUUCUCAAAGAAGCAGAAGAAGAGAUCCGGAAGAUCAAAGGAGGAGAAAGAAAGGCUUUGUUGAUGGUUAAAGAAGUAACAGAGUAUUUCCAUGGAGACGCUGCGAAAGAAGGAGCGCAUCCUCUAAGGAUCUUCAUGGUCGUGAGAGAUUUUCUCGGAGUUCUCGAUAACGUCUGUAAAGAAGUGAAGACGAUCCAGGAAAUGUCGACAACGAUGGGUUCGGCUUCAGCAAGAUCGUUCAGGAUUUCAUCUACAGCCUCGCUACCGGUUCUUCAUAGGUUUAAUAAAGGAAGACAAGAUGACACAAGCUCAGAUGAUGAACAAAGCAGCAACUCUUCCACGUGA
Molecule: messenger RNA, 2778 nt
Organism: Microthlaspi erraticum
Lineage: Eukaryota; Viridiplantae; Streptophyta; Magnoliopsida; Brassicales; Brassicaceae
Source: the annotation of a GenBank genome assembly